Uranotaenia lowii is the source of this 1013-nucleotide messenger RNA. It is a transcript of the gene Scox, whose product is annotated as protein SCO1 homolog, mitochondrial. Gene Ontology annotation, cellular component: mitochondrial inner membrane. The transcript is spliced from 3 exons. The coding region runs from base 167 to 949 and encodes 260 amino acids. The record is from RefSeq and is a predicted model, not a curated record. NCBI's taxonomy places the organism in Eukaryota, Metazoa, Arthropoda, Insecta, Diptera, Culicidae. Gene Ontology annotation, molecular function: copper ion binding; copper chaperone activity. Gene Ontology annotation, biological process: mitochondrial respiratory chain complex IV assembly; intracellular copper ion homeostasis.
AGAAAAAAAUGAGCGUGCAUGAUUCGUGACGGCGUUUGUGAAAACAUCCUGUAAUAUGUUGUGCAAGCCGUAACACAUUUUAAAAUAAAUAUCUUGCUAACCGGCAUCGAACAAAAGUAGAUUUGAUUUCAUAUUUCAUCGAGUAUUAUCGCGCUGCUACUUCAAAAUGUCGAAGUUCCUCACACGAAUAUGUUCAUUAUCCAGCAGCACAUUCCGUCAACUGGUGCGAAAUAAUCUGGCUGGUCAGAUACAGAGGCGCACAAUCAUCGAGAAGGGCCGAGAUCCGAUGAAGGGGAAGGGUCCAAUUUCUUGGAAAAGUUUUGCAUUUAUCGGCACUGCUGGACUGGGAGGACUUGCCUUUAUGUGGUACGUCAAGGACGAGAAGGAACAAGCCUUGUUGAAAGAACGAAGACGGCAGUUGGGUAAGGCAGCGAUUGGCGGAGAAUGGUCGCUAGUCGAUUCUGAAGGUGUUCCUCGCAAAUCGGCUGAUUUCAUGGGACAAUGGUUGUUGAUUUAUUUUGGAUUCACCCACUGUCCCGACAUUUGCCCGGAUGAACUGGAGAAAAUGGCAGCUGUCGUGGAUGGUUUGGCAAAAAUGGAAGAAGCGGAACCAGUUCAGCCUAUAUUCAUCACGGUUGAUCCCCAGCGCGACUCGAAGGAAAUCGUUGGAAAAUACGUGAAGGAGUUCCAUCCAAAACUUUUGGGUUUAACAGGGACAGUGGAGCAGAUCGCCAGGGUGUGCAAAGCCUUUCGGGUAUAUUUCAGUGCCGGUCCCAAAGACCAGGAUGAGGAUUACAUAGUCGAUCAUACAAUUAUCAUGUACCUAGUGGAUCCCAAUGGACAAUUCGUUGAUUAUUAUGGACAGAAUCGAGACAAGGAACAAGUGAAAAGUUCAAUCUUAAUCAAUAUGGCAAAGUUUAAACAAUUACACAAGAAGUCCUGGUUUUAAAUCAUAUGAGUUGGAAAUUUUUGUUUAAUAUACUGUAUUGCAAUAAAACCUAGUUGAGCCAAAA